AUGGAAAUAGAUUUAAUGCAAGAUUCAAUUCAAUCAUCGAGAGCCGAGUUAGACAUAAAAACAAGAGAAGCAUACUAUUUGCACCUAAAACUAGCGAAAGAAUACCCAUUACAGUUCGACCAUUUUCUCAAAAAAAUUAAGACCACUGAGACUUUCGAAAGGAAAAAGAAGUCCAUAACUCACAGCCACAAGGUGAAAUCACUAAAAACAAAGAUAACCCCAACUCCGAAACCAACAGUAAAAAAAGUGGAAAAUUUCGUCGUCAACCAGUCAACACAACAAUUUAUCGAGGACCAACUAAAACUACUCAACAAUGGCUUAAAACACGCAAUUAACGAGAACCCCAACAUAGAACAACUAAUUGUCGAUAUAGAAUCCGCAAUCAGGACCUCAACCAAAGAGUUUCCCCUAUCACUGGAAGACCAAUCAGCCAUCAGAAACCUCACAGCAAGCGUCAUCGAAUCUACUAACACGCAACCAAAAAGAAUAAAUAAAGACCAAAAAGUGUUAAAAGAACUUAAAAGGAAACCAGUAUAUUAUAUAAAAGCUGACAAAGGAAACGCAUUAGUCAUAAUGGACAAAGACGAAUACGAUCAGAGAGUCCAAGAAAAAAUUGAUAAUGGCCCCUACAGAGAAUUCAGAAUCAACCCCCUACCGGAAAUGGUCAACAGAACCAACAAACUCGUCGAAAAAUGCUCGAAAUUUUUAGAGUUCGAUAAGAAACAAAUGAAGGAACCCGCACCCUCACUUCCACGAUUCAAAGCCUUACCAAAGAUUCACAAACCUGAAAAAGAAAUGAGAGAGAUUAUAACAGCAGACAGAUCCCCAUGCCAACGCAUCGCCAAAUGGUUGGUAAAGGAACUAACCUGCAUCCUAGGCAGCUCUCACAGUUUUUCUGUAAAGAACUCCAAAGAAUUCGCAGAAAAACUAAAAUUGGAAAACAUCACGGGAGAUGAAGAAACCGUAUCAUUCGACGUAAAAGCGUUAUACCCUAGUGUUAAC
Messenger RNA from Teleopsis dalmanni, 1002 nucleotides. RefSeq lists its product as uncharacterized. The annotation marks the transcript as partial. The transcript has a single exon. Lineage: Eukaryota; Metazoa; Arthropoda; Insecta; Diptera; Diopsidae. The record is from RefSeq and is a predicted model, not a curated record.